Messenger RNA from Sus scrofa (pig), 1457 nucleotides. It is a transcript of the gene TMEM187, whose product is annotated as transmembrane protein 187. The record is from RefSeq and is a predicted model, not a curated record. NCBI's taxonomy places the organism in Eukaryota, Metazoa, Chordata, Mammalia, Artiodactyla, Suidae. Gene Ontology annotation, cellular component: transport vesicle.
CCCCGCCCCGCGCGCAAGCGCACAGCCGCCUUUCGGGUCCGCCCUUUUUCGAGAUUUGAAUUUCCCCCAGCAAAGCCGAGAGGCCAAAUACCCGGAUGGUGCUCGCUGGCCUUUUCGCGCCAAUACUCCCCUAGGCCCACUCCGAGCACAGCCGCCCCAGCACCUGACAGUCCACGGAAAGAGGCAGAACCCGGGCCUCCGCCGGUGCCAACCAAUCAGCAGAACCCCCGCCUUCCCCGGCCCGCCCCCGCCCCUGCGGAGCAAGGUCACAGCAUCUGCGGCGGAAAUCACGGGACGGCUUCCUGCUGGCUCAGCCGGGAGGCCGAGGCGCGGCCGUUGGGCCAAAAACUGUUUAUCUGAAUCCUGAAACACCCGCGGCGACAGCUGCUCCUUGCGCUCUCCGGCCUGGGUCACACCUCGGGGAUGAAGGCCGCGUCGGGGCGGGCCCUGCUCCACGUGGCCCUGGCCAGCUGCCUGUGCGUGGCCGCCGUCCGCAGCGGUGUUUUCGACAGUGUCUUCGUCCAAGUGGGCCGCGAGCACUACGCCGAAGCCCCGCUCGCCGGCCUCCCCGCUUUCCUGGCCAUGCCCUUCAACUCACUCGUUAACUUGGCCUACGUGCUCCUGGGCGCCUACUGGCUCCAGAGCGAGGCCAGCGCCCCCGGGGGCCCCGCCGAGGUGCAGAGGGCACGCUACCUCAAGGAUGUCUUCGCCGGCAUGGCCCUGGUCUACGGCCCGGUCCAGUGGCUGCGGAUCGCGACGCAGACGCGGGCCGCCGCCGUGCUGGACCAGUGGCUCACCUUGCCCAUCUUCGCGUGGCCCGUGGCCUGGUGCCUCUGCCUGGACUGGGGCUGGAAGCCCUGGUUGCUCCUGGCUGUCGAGGGCCUGUCCCUGAGCAGCUACGGCCUGGCCCUGCUGCACCCCUGUGGCUUUGAGUUGGCGCUGGGCGUGCACAUGGACUGCGUGGGCCAGGCCCUGCGCACCCAGGGGCGCCGCGGCGGCACGUCCUCGGCAAAGUACUUGGCCCUGGGCGUGCUCUCCUGCGUGGGCUUUGUGGUCCUCAAGCUGUGUGACCAUCAGCUUGCGCGGUGGCCUCUCUUCCAGCGGCUCACGGGCCACUUCUGGUCCAAAGUCUGCGACGUGCUCCAGUUCCACUUUGCGUUCUUGUUCCUGACGCAUUUAAACACUUGCCAAAGACGCCCUCCCGGGGGGAUGAAGUAAAGCGAAGAAGGAAGGUGCUCCCAGUGUCAGGUGACGGCUGACAGCGCACACAGCGAUGCCGUGGGAGCCUGUCCCUUCCUGUGAAGUUGCGGGUUCGCGUGUUACAAAGAGUCAAUUUCAUGAAGGGUUAGGGUCUCUGCGACUUACUUUCAAGGUGCAGGGCUGUGGGGAGCCUUUGCCCUAUUCUUGUGUCUUUACUGCAGCUUGAAAUUUCUCAAAGUAAAAUGUUGGUUGUCAGA